AUGUGUGAGUCAAGCAACAAAGUCAGAGUAUCGCCAUACCCGCUUCGGUCUUCGAGGACCGACAAACACAAGGCGUCAGAGUCGCCUAUUGAGACAGGUUGGGAGGAUGUGCGUGGAUGUCAUCCUUACAUGUGCGAUACGAGUGUUCGUCACUCCAAUUGUUUCAAGCAGUUCCGCAGAAAAACCAUAAAAAAGCGCCUAUACCCCAAGACCUUACAUUGUCCUCUCUGUAGAGGUGAAGUAUCCGAGACGACAAAGGUGACGAGCACUGCAAGAAGAUUUAUGAAUGCUAAACCGAGGUCUUGCUCCGUAGAGGAUUGCAAAUUCUCUGGGACGUUUUCUCAGCUUACUAAGCACUUGAAAACUGAGCAUCGCGGUAUUGUGCCACCAAAGGUCGAUCCACUGAGACAACAGAGAUGGGAAAUGAUGGAGAGACAUUCUGAAUACGUUGAACUCAUGACUGCAGCUGGGAUUUCGCGUAUGGCUGAGGUGAUGCAACAACAGCUUCCCCAGGAUCAGAAUCAUCCUCAUGUGUUUCAAGUGACCGUUAAUGGAACCAUAUGGAAUCUAAUUGAUCCGAGUCAGGGAAGGAAUGGAUUAGGCAUCACCAACUAUAGCGCAAUGCAGUUUGUACCAUUAAGCAUAAAUCACAGUAGAACUCUGUGA
Arabidopsis thaliana (thale cress) is the source of this 666-nucleotide messenger RNA. RefSeq lists its product as hypothetical. The coding region runs from base 1 to 666 and encodes 221 amino acids. Lineage: Eukaryota; Viridiplantae; Streptophyta; Magnoliopsida; Brassicales; Brassicaceae. The record is from RefSeq and is marked reviewed. The transcript has 2 exons.